Molecule: messenger RNA, 1107 nt
Organism: Alternaria incomplexa
Lineage: Eukaryota; Fungi; Ascomycota; Dothideomycetes; Pleosporales; Pleosporaceae
Exons: 2
Coding region: 1-1107 (368 amino acids)
Molecular function (GO): dioxygenase activity
Source: RefSeq, a predicted model, not a curated record
AUGGCUCCAGUAACUGAAGUACCCCGAAGGGUCGAAUGGAACGGAAAGCAGGUCCCGGUCUACCCUAUGGAGACGAUCGACUUCUCCGCGAUCCUCUCACAAGAACCCGCUGAGCUUGAGAAGCUUCUUGAGUGCUGCAAGAAAGAGGGCUUCUUUUACCUGGACCUGAACAAUGUCGAUGGACGUCGAUUCAUCGAUGACCACCAGGAGUUGUUGAAGGUCAUGCACCGUUUCUUCGAGUCUCCUAUUGAGAUCAAGAACGAGUACGGACUCAUCGCUCCUCAUCUUGGAUACGAACCUGUUGGCUCACGCAACGGUUCGCUGGAAGGCAAGCGAGACGGCUACGAGAUGGUCAAGAUUUCCCGCGAUGAGAUCCAACGCGAGUCGCCCCACAUUCCUCGCAACAUCAAGAACAGCUCCGACCUUAAGGUCAUCGAGAACGCCAUCUCGGGCAACAACAUCAUGGGCAAGGCCAUUUUGGCAGCUCUGUCAACAGCCUUCGGCCUGACGGGUGGUGCGCGUUUCGAGAACUUGCACCGCAAUCACCGCCCUUCAACGAGCACACUUUCCAUGAUGCACUACAUCCCUUCGCACCCCGUCAAGGACGGCAACGUCGGCCACCAGAAGCAUACCGACAUCAGCUCCUUGACAGUGCUCUUUACCGAGCAGUGGGGUCUCCAGAUCCGCCCACCAGGCAGCAAGGAGUUUGGCUUCGUGGAGCCCAAGAAGGGCCAAGCCAUCAUCAACGUCGGCGACUCUCUUCGCUUCGCCAGCGGCCACACUUUCCAGUCGUGCAUCCACCGUGUUGUUCCAUACGACUACACCGAGCAUCGCUACUCGGUUGCAUACUUCCUCCGUGCUGAGGAUGAGACUAUGUUUCAAGACAGCGAGGGUCGCUACGUCACCUCGCGUCAGUGGCAUGACGAGAAGUUCCUGGCUUUCCUUGCAUCGCCUGCGGAUCAGGCGGCUGCUCCGAGCUCUUUGCUCUUGGGUGGCAUGCAGGAAGAUGAGACUGAUGUUUACGGUCUUCCUCAGGCGAAGCCUGUCACUAUUGAUGCGGCGAAGAACUCUAGUGUUGAAGUGAGUGCUGUGGAAGUCAGCGCUUAG